AUGAAAGGCUUCAGGCAACGGGUUCAUGAGCAGCUCUCGCGCGCGAAAGACUCAAACAAAUCUUCCAAAUCCAAGAAUAAAGAGUCUAAGGACGGAACCUCGUCGCCAUCACAAGCAAGCUCGAGAGAAGCAGCACAAUCUCCAGUUGCGACCCCAUCUUCCUCGACAACUGCGCUGAACGAUCCUCGCAAUAAACCGCUGCCACCAAACGAUGGUGGGGCUUCGAACGCAUCAACAUCCAGCCCUGCUUUGCAGCCACAAUCGGGAUCGAUCAAUUCGCUAAAUCCAGGACACAGCACAAUGGCAAAUCCGGAUCGAUUCAAUAGCAUCGGAGGAAAUGCACCAAGUGCUGGUGGAUCAGGCACUCCUAGUCGCCAUGGUCAGCUCCCUCCGAGUGUUAUUAUUAGUCCAAGUGCACCACACAUUCCUCCUCCAGGUGCAGCAGAGACGAUGCCUCACGAUCUUGCUCCUCCAAAAGCCGGCCAAAAGUCUCUGAUGUUUGACCGCUUACAAACAACCCCGAAAGAUGUCCCCGAAGGAAUCAGAACGCCGAAGAGACAGCAUUCCUCGAGGUUCGAUAUCUCUCCACAACGAGAAUUGGAGAAGCUGCCAGGCUUCCACGAAGUUCCCCCCAAUCGCCGGCAGGACCUCUUCAUGCAGAAGAUCGAUCAAUGCAACGUCAUCUUCGACUUCAAUGACGCCAGUGGUGAUAUGAAAUCGAAAGAAAUCAAGCGACUGGCGCUUCAUGAGCUGCUAGACUACGUUGCGAAUAACAGGCAGGUGAUUACAGAGGCAAUGUAUCCAAGAGUGGUGGACAUGUUCAGCAAGAAUCUUUUCCGGCCGAUUCCACCGCCAAUGAAUCCUCAAGGAGAAGCCUUUGACCCAGAGGAAGACGAGCCUGUUCUUGAAGUCGCCUGGCCCCAUAUCCAAGUCGUGUACGAAUUCUUCCUGAGAUUCAUCGAGAGCCAAGAUUUCAACACCAACAUCGCCAAGGCGUACAUAGAUCACAGCUUCGUAUUGCAGCUUCUCGAGCUGUUCGAUUCUGAAGAUCCCCGAGAACGAGACUUCUUAAAGACGACUUUGCACCGAAUAUACGGCAAGUUCCUCAAUCUGCGGUCAUACAUACGAAGGUCCAUGAAUAAUGUCUUUUUCCAAUUUAUCUACGAGACGGAACGAUUCAACGGCAUUGCGGAGUUAUUAGAAAUUCUCGGGUCUAUCAUCAACGGAUUCGCCUUGCCCCUGAAGGAAGAACACAAGCUUUUCCUUACUCGGGUACUAAUCCCAUUGCACAAAGUCAAGAGCCUGAGCAUGUAUCAUCCACAGCUGGCAUACUGCAUUGUCCAAUUCCUGGAAAAGGAUGCCGCUUUGACGGAGGAGGUCGUCCUUGGGUUGUUACGUUACUGGCCGAAAGUUAACAGCACGAAGGAGGUUAUGUUCUUGAACGAGGUUGAGGAUAUCUUCGAGGUCAUGGAUCCAGCCGAAUUCGCAAAAGUUCAAGAGCCGCUGUUCCAUCAACUUGCAAAAUCAGUGGCAAGUCCUCACUUCCAGGUUGCAGAGCGUGCUCUUUACUUUUGGAACAACGAAUACUUCUGCAAUCUUGUUAGCGACAAUGUGGAGAUCAUCCUUCCAAUCAUGUUCGCUCCACUUUAUGAGAACUCGAAAGGACACUGGAAUAGGACAAUCCAUGGCAUGGUAUAUAAUGCCAUGAAGCUCUUCAUGGAAAUCAACCCACAGCUCUUCGAUGAUUGCUCACACGAUUACACCGAGAAUCAGAACAAUGCAGAGGCCCGCGAGCAGGCAAGAGAAAGCAAGUGGAAAGCUCUCGCAGAACAAGCCAAGCGUGCGAAGACAAACGGCGUUGUCCGUCCUUCUGCCGUCACCAAUAACUCAACACGAUCGAAAAGCAAGGUUGACGAGCUAGAUCCAAUCACCGAGGACAACCAGAAGAGAUUGGAUUCAUUGAAGCUCCAAGAUGGAGAUCGGAGAGAGCGAAGACCAACUCAUGAUCGACAAAACUCGGUAGGCUCCUCCAGAAGCCAGCGAUGA
Molecule: messenger RNA, 2046 nt
Organism: Hyaloscypha bicolor E
Lineage: Eukaryota; Fungi; Ascomycota; Leotiomycetes; Helotiales; Hyaloscyphaceae
Product: protein phosphatase 2A regulatory B subunit
Exons: 4
Coding region: 1-2046 (681 amino acids)
Biological process (GO): signal transduction
Cellular component (GO): protein phosphatase type 2A complex
Molecular function (GO): protein phosphatase regulator activity
Source: RefSeq, a predicted model, not a curated record